Pomacea canaliculata is the source of this 1905-nucleotide messenger RNA. RefSeq names its product protein shisa-5-like. The record is from RefSeq and is a predicted model, not a curated record. Lineage: Eukaryota; Metazoa; Mollusca; Gastropoda; Architaenioglossa; Ampullariidae. Bases 164 to 766 code for a protein of 200 amino acids. The transcript is spliced from 4 exons.
GCGAGACAGAGAGCGAGACAGAGACAGAGACAGAGAGGCCGUCCUGCUGUGACGACACCGAGGUGCAGGCGUUGCUAGGUGCUGUAGGUAGACAGUGAGACUGUAGGUAGUGAGACUGUAGGUAGAGCCUCAGUCAGUCGGUGAUCACCAGACCAAGAGGAAGAUGGCGGCGUGGCUGUGCAGGGCCCUGGUCCUGAGUGUGAUGACAGGGUUAGCGGCCUGCGACGACUGUUACUUUUCCUCCGACACUUACCCCUUCUACGAGAGCAAGUACUGUAUGUACGGGUGCUGCUCCACCGAGUGCUGCUCCUACAGCUCCAUCAGCUCCCGCUUCACCACCACAGUCACCACUGCCUACACUUACAGCACUCUGGUCGCCAUCAUCGUUGGAAGCGUUAUCGGCGGGAUUCUCUUCAUCUCAGGCAUCGUCGCCAUCAUCUGCUUCUGCAUCAAGAGCCAGUCACGACCUGGGCGGGUGAUACAACCGACAACUGGUACCUCCGGCAACUUGACGGUCGUCAGCUCGGGGAGCCACAUGAACCAGGCGUGGUCAGCUCAGACAGGCGUCAGUGCUUCGUAUGGCCCUCAGUCUGGCCCACAGUCUGGCCCUCAGUAUGGCCCUCAGUACGGCCCACAGUAUGGCCCACAGUUUUCAGGGCCACCUCCUUACCAACCCUCCGGCAACAAGGGGGCACCACCUCCACCCCCUCCUUCCUACAGCGACCCGGCGUAUCCUCCCACCGGCACCUCGCACCCGGCUUCGUAGAAGGUUGAGCCUGUUGUACCCGUCAUGCACCACGAGCUGUGUGGGCCUGUGGGCAGCUGUCCUAGAACUUAGCUAAGAGUAGAAUAGAGAAUGUUUAAUGUUAACAGUAGACACAGAGUAGACAGUGCUACCAGGUGGUGUCAGCCUGUCAGGGGUCAAGAGAUCAAUAUUUCGUCUGAGGACACGAACUCACAAUAAAACACUAAUAAAUAAAUAAAUAAACAAACCAAUGAAGAUGUUUAAACAGAACCUCCUGUUGCACUCAGAGCAGUGUGUACAGACGAAGAUGUUAGAGACAGCUCUGUACAUUGUUGUUACCUGUAUUAUAACAACCUUGUGUACAGAAGGUGUUAGAGACAGGUCUGUACAUUGUUGUUACCUGUAUUAUAAGAACCUUGUACACAGAAGAUGUUAGAGACAGCUCUGUACAUUAUUGUUACCUGUAUUAUAACAACCUUGUGUACAGAAGAUGUUCAAGAAGGAUCUCACAAUCCUAUUUGUUGUCAGGGUGUUGAUGUCACUAGUUGUCAACAAGUCUUAGCUGGACUGAACACAAGAAGUGAAAUACUUGUUCUGCUGCCUUUCCCUUGUUUUUAGUGCUUUAAUAUUUUGUUUGGUGUUUACCUGGGGCUCAGCGGUCCUCCUGCUUCCCACCUGGCGGCCAGAAGUCGAUUCUUAAAAGCGAGAAGUACAGAAAUGUUGAUGUACACAUAAACAAACCUCUGUGGUCUCUGUCUACUGACAGAAAAGUAAAAUACUCUGAUGUACACACGCACGUGCAUGGUAAGUGAAGUUUGGUCUCUACAGUGUCUUCACAUGUUGAAAUUUUGUAAGUGAACAAUGAACGACCCUUUGAACCAUGGGGUCACUCAGGUACAAGUACAACAGGUCGUCAACAUGUGUUGACACGUGACUGUUACACCAGACCAGGAGGAGGACCUCUGACAGACUUUAGAAUGUGAUUGUGUGUAGUGUGCCUUAGUGUGUAUACAAAGUGUGUAUACAAAGUGUGUACAUGUAUACAAUGUGUAUAUUACAGCCAGCUGUACAUAACCUUUAGGACAAAGUAAACAUCUUGUCACUAAACAAACAACACAAAGAAAUAAAGUCAAUACUCAUGACACCUUCUCCAUCAGAAA